This is a messenger RNA of Microdochium trichocladiopsis, 1651 nucleotides long. Its product is annotated as sugar porter family MFS transporter. The record is from RefSeq and is a predicted model, not a curated record. Gene Ontology annotation, biological process: transmembrane transport; carbohydrate transport. NCBI's taxonomy places the organism in Eukaryota, Fungi, Ascomycota, Sordariomycetes, Xylariales, Microdochiaceae. The transcript has a single exon. Gene Ontology annotation, molecular function: carbohydrate:proton symporter activity. Bases 43 to 1536 code for a protein of 497 amino acids. Gene Ontology annotation, cellular component: membrane.
CUCGCCGCCAAUGCAAAAAACGCGACCGAUGGCGAGCAUGACAUGACCGUCUGGCAGGGCAUUAAGCAAUAUCGCAAGGCCGUGUUCUGGUCCGUCGUCUUCUCGCUUUGCAUCGUCAUGGACGGCUACGACCUGGGUUUCACCGGUACUCUGUACGCCCACCCAGCCUUCCAAGCGCAAUUCGGCGAGCCCUACAAGAACGGCUACCAGAUCUCGGCCGCCUGGCAGACAGGUUUCCACGUGACGGGCAAAGUCGGCAACAUGAUCGGCGUGCUGCUCGACGGCUAUUUCUCCGAACGUCUGGGCCGUCGGACCGUGUCGCUCGUCACACUAGCAAUGUUGGCUGGUCUCAUCUUUAUGCAGUUUUUCGCUAAAACCCUCCCUGUCUUCCUCGUCGGUCGGUUCCUCGCCGGGGUGCCCAUCGGUGUCUUCCAAGCCGCGGCAAACACAUACGCGGCCGAGGUGUGUCCCACUGUUCUGCGAAGCUACCUGACGACGUAUGUCUGCCUUUGCUGGGUCAUGGGCCAAUUCAUCUGCGCUGGCGUCACAUAUGAGCUGUCCAAGCUACAUAACGAAUGGGGAUGGCGCAUCAUUAUCGCGGUCCAGUGGGCUUGGAUCCCGCCACUCUUGGUACUCAUCUGGUUCGCCCCGGAGAGUCCGUGGUGGCUGGUGCGCGAGGAACUCUACGAUGAGGCGGAGAAGAUGGUCAUUCGUUUAACGGAUGGCUCCGUCAACCCUAAAGAGUCCGUGGCUAUGAUGAUUCACACGACACGGCUCGAGAUGGAGACCAGCUCCGGUGUCUCGUACCUCGACUGCUUCAGGGGAACAGACCUGCGCCGCACCGAGAUCGCCUGCCUCGUCUAUGGCAUUCAGGCUGGCGUGGGCAACCCGCUGCAGGCGUAUACAACCUACUUCUUCCAGCAGGCUGGUCUGCCGACGAGCGAGUCCUUCAAGCUCAAUAUUGGCAACAAUGCUACCUCAUUCGUCGGUACCAUGCUGACCUGGCCUCUGCUCUACUACUUUGGUCGUCGCACAGUCUUUUUCGGUGGUCUGUGCUGCAUGACCGUCCUGUACUUUGCCAUCGGUUUCGCUGGUAUUCCCGACAUGACCAACACGUCCGCCAACUGGGCCAAGUCGUCGCUGCUUAUUGUCUACCUCUUUUUCUAUUGCCCGACCGUCGGCGCAACUGUAUACGUCAUCGUAGGCGAGGUGGGCGCUAGUCGAUUGCGGAGCAAGACCGUCGCUCUCGCCCGAAACUUCUACUGUCUCGUGGCUAUUAUCUCAGGCAUCAUUGUGCCAUACAUGCUGAACCCGACCGCCUGGAACUGGAGCGCAAAGGCCGGCUUCUUCUACGGCGGUAUUAGUAUCCUCUGCCUAGUCUGGGUCUACCUAAGAUUGCCCGAGAUGAAAGGCCGCACCUAUGAGGAACUCGACAUUCUCUUCGACAGGCGCAUUCCCGCGAGAAGGUUCAAGAGCGAGCCCAUCGAUGCCUAUGCGGAAUACGAUGAGUUAACUAAGAUUAAAAGCGAAGCGUAAAAGAUACUAUUUAUGUAACUAGCGUAAAUGCCCAAUGAGUGGGCCACCUUUAUCACUUCACCAAAAGUCCAUUUUCUCACACAUAUCUCUUAAUAACUAGCUAUGGAGACUCCUG